Marasmius oreades (fairy-ring Marasmius) is the source of this 870-nucleotide messenger RNA. RefSeq lists its product as uncharacterized. The record is from RefSeq and is a predicted model, not a curated record. Gene Ontology annotation, biological process: canonical NF-kappaB signal transduction. The transcript is spliced from 2 exons. The coding region runs from base 1 to 870 and encodes 289 amino acids. Lineage: Eukaryota; Fungi; Basidiomycota; Agaricomycetes; Agaricales; Marasmiaceae.
AUGCCUCAUCGCACUCGUUCAAGAGAGCACCACAACCUAUAUUCUCAGACUUCCCAGUCUGUGCCGUCUCUGCACCAGAAGCCGGACAUUCAGGCAGGUCGGGGACUGAAAGCGACUCCAUGGCAGCCUAUGGCGGACACUUAUGCUUGGGUUGUCGAACAAGAGUUCGUCAAGCUAGAAGUACAUGGGAGAAACACCGAGGAAUGGAUCCGGGAGCAGCAAAAGAGGUUUCCUGAUGGCCCAGCACGUCAGGAGAUUGGGGAAAGAGUCCGGAGGCGAAUGUGGGAAGAUAUGAUGUAUAGAUAUGAAGUUGAAGCGGAAAGAUGGAUGCGACACGAGGAGGAAAUGAGACGGGCAGCAGCCGAAAGGGAGAGGAGGAAGGAAAAACUCAUUCGGGAGGAACUGAGGCGUAUGGAAGAGCGGAUCCGUCAACAGAAGGAAGCAGCAGAUAGAGGGAGACGUGAAGAUGCAAGGCGCAAAAGGCACGAAGAACAGAGGUAUCACGAACGGCCUAGGAGCGAUAAAACUUUGCUAGACAGUUGGAGGAGAUACGAGGACCAGUGGAAGACUAUUACCUCGGCCUCAGAACAUCUUACCUUCGCAAACAUUCCGUGGCCGCUGGCGUCCAAACCGAGGAGCCCAGAGCAGAUCACCCUAUCUGCCAUAGCCGGAUUCCUGCUUUCUUCGGCUCAUUCGCACAAUCUGUCGCGAAAAGACCGUAUCCGUAAUGCACAGCUCAGGUGGCACCCGGACAGGUUCCAGCGUAUGAUGUCAAGGGUGAAUGAAGGCGACAAAGCACUGGUUGCAGAAGGAGUUGGAAUAGUUGCAAGGUCUUUGAACGAGCUCAUGAGUCGAGAAAAGCAACGCUAA